AUGACAAUUUUAUCUGCAAUUACUUCAAUUUCAAGACCAAAUAAAAUUAGUAAAUCAGUUAUUUCAUCAAAUGGAGGUUCUUCAUUGUCAAUGGGUUCUAAUUCAGUCUCAUGUUAUAAUGCUUGUGGAGGUGGUUCAAGUUAUUCAUAUAGCUCAAGCUAUUCAGGUUCAGGUUUAGAUUAUUCAUAUAAGGCAAACUAUUCAAGUUCAACUGGUUAUAAUUCCUCUGUUGUAAUUGCAAGUUCAACAUGUCAUUGCAGUUAA
Dictyostelium discoideum AX4 is the source of this 264-nucleotide messenger RNA. Its product is annotated as hssA/2C/7E family protein. The transcript is spliced from 2 exons. NCBI's taxonomy places the organism in Eukaryota, Evosea, Eumycetozoa, Dictyosteliales, Dictyosteliaceae. The record is from RefSeq and is a predicted model, not a curated record. Bases 1 to 264 code for a protein of 87 amino acids.